UCAAGGGGGAAAAAUCAUAUUUUUUCUGCUUCCAUCUUCUUCAAUAAAAAAAAAAAAAAAACCCCAAGGUUUUUAAAAGAAAUGCUAGGAUCGAGCCUGCAACUCACUCGCGAAGACCGCUUCCACAACUCCGCAAGAGCUCGAAGAGGCUACGCAAACAACCAUCUCAGCUCUCGAGCUCAAAACCCAACUCUCGUCUCUCGAACCAAACCCUCGACCUCACCGAACCGAAGCUCAUCGUCUCCUUCCAACAAUUUGGACCGGUUCUUGGAUUCCACUACUCCAUCAGUACCUGCUCAUUACCUCUCAAAGACGAGGAUGAGGGGGUGGAGGGAGUGCGAUGUGGAGUACAGGCCGUACUUUGUUCUUGGGGAUUUGUGGGAGUCUUUUGUGGAGUGGAGUGCUUAUGGCGCUGGAGUUCCUCUGCUUCUUGAUGAUAGAGACUGUGUUGUUCAGUAUUAUGCGCCGUAUUUGUCUGGUAUGCAGCUGUAUGGUGAUUCCAGUGUACAAUUAUGCGGCGAUUUGAGACAACCUGGUGAGGAGAGUGACAGCGACUGUUGUAGAGAUUCUAGUAGUGAUGGAAGUAGUGAUUAUGAACAUGAAGGUGGUCUCAGAGCAAAGCAAUGGAGUCGAAACCAUCUCUCAGCUACCUCCAUGCCUUGGAUGAAUUGGCUAUCUUUAAGAGAGUGUCGCAUGGCCUUGCAUGAUGGAUUCUCAAGUGAUGAUGGUGAAGCUGGAAAUGCUCUAGGUUGCUUGCUCUUUGAGUAUCUUGAACAUGAUCCUCCAUACUGUAGAGAACCGUUAGCUGAUAAGAUUUCAGAUCUUACAUGUCGCUUCCCUGAACUAAAAAGCCUUCGGAGUUGUGAUUUACUACCAGCCAGUUGGAUUUCUAUAGCAUGGUACCCUAUAUACCGGAUUCCAACUGGACCAACAUUAAAGGACUUGGAUGCCUGCUUCCUCACUUUCCAUUCACUUUCUACACCAGUGAAAGUAGGUGCUGGUAGUGCUCCAGAUCCUGUUGUUACCUAUAGCCAUGGUGGUGUUGAUAGUAUCCCCAAGAUCUCUCUUCCGACAUUUGGGUUGGCUUCCUACAAGUUUAAAGCAUCAAUGUGGACUCCCAAGGGAGAAAGCAAGAGUCAGUGUACCAGCUUAUUGCUAGAAGCUGCUGAUAGUUGGCUGAGGCUUCUAGGUGUUCAUCACCCAGAUUACCAGUUUUUUGUUUCACAUAGUUCUUACCAGAGAUAGUUAUAAUCUCUUCAUUCUUUACUUCUUUCUUUGACCAAAAUGUCCAAUACUGAUUGUGAGAAUUAGAAUAAUUUCUUCGAUAUAUGUCUGCCACUCUCAUAAUCUGUAAGUGGGAUGUUGCAUUUUGUGUUUGUUUUCUGCUUCAUGAUAGAGGAGCCUAGAGAAAACAAACUAUAGGGAAUGAGAAAAAGGACGUGAGAUGCAGAACCUCAGGAAAGCAAUCCAGAAGCUGAGAGGUGGAAUAAUAAUGGCAAACAAAAAUAAGAAAUUACACAGCAAUGACAAUAAAGGAGUUCUGCAAAGUUUUGAACGAGGGGAUUGAACGACGAUCUGUUGAAGCAGAUAUUUAGUUUUGUUGAUGUGCAAAUAUCUCACGGGAUAUUUUAUUUUUUUAAUGUCCUUGCAAGUGAGAAAUACAUUUUAGUUUCAUGUAGUUUUGGCUUCAUGAAGUUCAGUAAUAAUACAUCAUUUGUUUCAGAAUAUGAAUAUAGAGCUGUAUAUUUGGUACUGGUGGUAUGUUUUGUAUAAUAAUUGUGGCCAGAAAUAUAUUGUUAUCUGAUUAUUACCCCGUUACCCGUU
Asparagus officinalis (garden asparagus) is the source of this 1824-nucleotide messenger RNA. RefSeq lists its product as uncharacterized. The transcript has 6 exons. Bases 82 to 1245 code for a protein of 387 amino acids. NCBI's taxonomy places the organism in Eukaryota, Viridiplantae, Streptophyta, Magnoliopsida, Asparagales, Asparagaceae. The record is from RefSeq and is a predicted model, not a curated record.